Messenger RNA from Fusarium mangiferae, 447 nucleotides. RefSeq lists its product as uncharacterized. The record is from RefSeq and is a predicted model, not a curated record. The transcript has 4 exons. Lineage: Eukaryota; Fungi; Ascomycota; Sordariomycetes; Hypocreales; Nectriaceae. The coding region runs from base 1 to 447 and encodes 148 amino acids.
AUGCCUUCUUCCAAUUACAGCGACUUCGCUUCUUGGAUUGGUGUCGAACAUGAAGACAACCAGCCUGAGGGUACUAUAACCGAGAUCAAUGGUGGCAGCGCCAACGUCGGCCAAGGUUUUGGAGGAAGCAAUAUCUGGCUCAGGACAAUCAAGGCGAAUAAGCCAAGCAUGAUGAUGGACAACAUCUUCAUAUACAUCGGACAUGGCGACGGAGCCCGGACUGAUGAUCUAGCUAAGGGUGCUAAGGGUGAAUACCGCUACCUUGACUGGAGCCGUAACAUGACUGCCAACCGAUUCAUAACUGAAUUUGCCCUUUGGCGCCAGACUAUCCCUCAAGGUGCACCUCCUGCAGGUUGGGAUGGAAUGACUAGUGACAUCAAUGCGGGCCGAGGCGGCGACAACCUCUACCUCAUCUGGAAGAGCGAUGUUUAUACUGGUUCCAAGUAA